Molecule: messenger RNA, 4893 nt
Organism: Varanus komodoensis (Komodo dragon)
Lineage: Eukaryota; Metazoa; Chordata; Lepidosauria; Squamata; Varanidae
Gene: NEK7
Product: NIMA related kinase 7
Exons: 10
Coding region: 197-1105 (302 amino acids)
Biological process (GO): protein phosphorylation
Molecular function (GO): ATP binding; protein kinase activity
Source: RefSeq, a predicted model, not a curated record
GGCUGCCGACUGAGACGCGGAGGUUGCGCGAAGCGGAGCAGGGCGAGAGAAAGCGAGCGCUCGGCUCCCACGCGGCGUCGCUGAACCGCCUGGCCGGGCGAGGGGCUCUGUUGAACUUGGGCGAGUAAGGCGCCCCCUCCCCCGAGACCUCCUCGUGAGUAAGCAAGCGACGGGUCAAGUGCUGUGGGGUGAAACGAUGGACGAGCAGCCUCAAGGCAUGCAAGGGCCCCCCGUUCCUCAAUUUCAGCCACAGAAAGCCUUACGACCUGACAUGGGCUACAAUACUCUAGCCAACUUUCGAAUAGAAAAAAAGAUUGGCCGUGGACAGUUUAGUGAAGUUUACAGAGCGACGUGCUUGUUGGAUGGCAUGCCAGUAGCGUUAAAAAAGGUGCAGAUAUUUGAUUUAAUGGAUGCGAAGGCCCGUGCUGAUUGCAUCAAAGAAAUAGACCUCCUUAAGCAAUUGAAUCAUCCAAAUGUAAUCAAAUAUUACGCAUCAUUUAUUGAAGACAAUGAACUAAAUAUCGUGCUGGAAUUAGCAGAUGCCGGAGACCUUUCUCGAAUGAUCAAGCAUUUUAAGAAGCAGAAGAGGCUAAUUCCAGAAAGGACUGUCUGGAAGUACUUUGUUCAGCUAUGCAGUGCCUUGGAGCACAUGCAUUCACGGCGUGUCAUGCACCGAGACAUCAAGCCAGCAAAUGUAUUCAUUACAGCUACUGGAGUAGUAAAACUUGGAGACCUUGGAUUGGGAAGAUUUUUCAGCUCCAAAACCACUGCUGCACAUUCUUUAGUGGGAACACCUUAUUACAUGUCUCCAGAGAGGAUCCAUGAAAAUGGAUACAACUUCAAAUCAGACAUCUGGUCUUUAGGAUGUCUGUUGUAUGAGAUGGCUGCAUUGCAGAGUCCAUUCUAUGGUGACAAAAUGAAUUUGUAUUCCUUGUGUAAAAAGAUAGAACAGUGUGACUAUCCACCUCUUCCAUCGGAUCACUACUCAGAAGAACUGCGACAGUUAGUUAACAUGUGCAUCAACCCGGAUCCAGAGAAGCGACCAGACGUAACCUAUGUUUAUGAUGUAGCAAAACGUAUGCAUGCACACACCGCCACCAGCUGAAAGACUUGGCAGCUUACAAAGAGAGAAACAACCUGGAAAUGUUCCAAUACUGCUGUUACACAAACACCUCCCACCUUUUCUUCUACUUGCCUGUUGCCUUAAGUUUAGUUACGUGCAUGUGUUUAGUUACAAUGCACGUGUUUAACAAUUUCGUCACAGCUUAUAACUUAGAACUACUUCCAUUUUUUAAAAGGUUAUUAUAAAUAUGAAACUGUUCUAAAAAUGACGAGCAGAAUAAGAGAACUGACAACCAGACUGUCAUAGGAAGAUUGUAAAUUGACAAAAAAUGUUAGAUUGAGAGCACAAAGUAUUUAGCUGUACAAUCAGAUAUGUGUUUGUAUGCAAAUAUGGCUUUUGACUCCUACAAGCAAAACUAAGGAAUCUCUUAGUUGUUUGUAUUAAUUUAUGGAAGUGAUGAAUCAGCACAAUGAGGGAAUUUAGGCUUCAUUAGUGAAUUUAUUGCUGCCUUUUCCCCUCCCUCCUGUAGAGGCAAUUAAUUAAUAGGGAUUUUUUAAAUGAGUUAUACAGUUUACAGUUUAGGUUGUCAGGAUAAAUACAGGGAAAAAACAUUUUAUGGGCUGCUCAACUUUAGCACAGCUGCAGAAUGUGAAAACGUGGAUUAUGGAGGUUGGUUUUUUGCUUUUGUUUCUUUCAAAAAUUGUCCAACACUGAACAAAAUUCCUAGUGAGCAGUUUCAUUUUAUCCGUAUAUAGCAUUUUAAUCGCAACUACUAAACUUUGAUUUCAAGGAUUUCUAUUAUGUUGUGCCUUACUCCUUCAGCCUACUAGGUGAGUAGGAGAAAAUUUAUUUGCAUAGUGCCUGAGAUUAUGUUGGAUAAUCCCCAAAUUCUGUAGUUAUCGAGCCUUGGCUGCCCAGGUAUGAUCAACCCCUCUUGAUUUCAGUAGCUGCGUGGUAAGCACAUGAAAGUGAUGCGCCAGGUAUAGUGCUUAACUUGGGCUGCAUUGUGCCCUCUUGUUUCAGUAUAAAGGUAAAUUGAAUUGGAGCACAUGACAUGUCUCUAAAAGAGGUGGAUUUAAAAGCACUUCUUCGUACACUGUGAUGCCCAAUGAGAACUACUGACUGCAGCAUCUUUUACACCCCUGCAAAACAUUGACACAAAUUUGUUCUGGCUGCAUAACAUUCAACCACGUGGCAAUAGGCAAUCCUUGUGGCAGCUGGGCAUUGACAUAAGUCGUCUGGUACAAUUGAGACAUCUGCUGCCUGAAAGGCAGCUUAAUUGUGGUGCAGUCGCUCUUAGCUUUUUGAUAUCCCAAAGUGAAAUUCUUACAUGUGGAUGGGCUAGAAAGAAUUCUUAAGAUAAAAUAGACAAUCGUUACAUUGUAAUUCAGUUUGUUAAUGCACAUAGAGGUCCAGUCACUUAACAUUUGGAAGGCUGUAAUGUCGAAGAGUCAGAAUGGCCUGAUGGACCAUGAGAACUGGGAUAUCUGUGUCAUGUGUUAAUGCUAUUUGCAGAGAGGUAACUAAUGAGAAACCUGCCAGUAUUUCUUUGUAAAUAGGAAUCCUUACAGUUUUGUCCAAUUCACUUAAAAAUCUUUAGUGAUCGCUUCUUCACUUGUACUCAGUGGUAUCAAACUAUGCAAAAUAAGCAAUAUGUAUAUAACUGCAUCGCUGCUAAUGUUGCCUUGCACACACCGACAGCCAUAGGAUUUAAGACAGUAAGCUGCAAUCCUCUGGGCUCCCAAGGUCAACAGGGAGGUUACCUUGGAGUCUUAGCUUCAAGACGCUCCAGUCCUGGAGCUGGGACUCCAAAGGCCAGUGCCUCCCGCCCCCAGCUGCCGCUCCAAAGUCACAGUUGGGUCUUGGAGGUAGAAAUGGAGUGUGCCUGUAGGAGGGGAGGCAGCUGGGGCUGUGAACUACUGGCUCCUGCUGGCAUCCUAGCCUCCUUCCUUUCCCCUCUGCAGCUGAGUCCAGCCAUCUGGAUACGAUGCCUGCUGUGAGCACAGGGCACAGGUGGAUGCCACCAGGUUUGGGGGCUUGCAGGCGCUGUGAGUGCAGCCUAUAGGACUGUGGCUUGAGGAACGUUCCUCACAGCUGGCAUGGAAAGAAGCUCGUCAGCAACUCUCCAGGGCUGAGAAGGCAGCCUUGAAGACGGGUUGAGGAAGGUGUUGCGGAGACAGAAGGGAGGGGGGACUGAAGUAGUCCGGAUGCAAGAUACCCUAACACCCGUCCAGUCUCUGUCUCCUUCUGAGAUGCCUUAGUAGAUGGGCGAAGCUGCAGGAUUGGAGGCAAAGAUCACUUCCACUACUUCUCUCACCAGAUGCCUGCAAGCCUCCAAGGUCAGAUUGCAUUAUAGCAGGAGCGUUGUUUGCUGUGCUUACAACCCGACCUAUUGAAUGUUUAGCUGGAAGCAAGUUCCACUGAAUUUUAUGGGACUUACUCCCAUAUAAGUGGCGUGAAUUGCACCUUGAGGGAAAACUGCUUCUGAAAAUAAUAGUGUUACCAGUAAUUAUGAAGUUGAUAAGCCAACACCUGCCAAACAAAAAUUGUCUGGUGUUGAUAAUGGGUGUUACAUUGAAUGAAAGUUGAUUACAUAGGUAAGCACAAGAAUGUUACAGAUAUUUCAUACAGAUGCCAUUGGCAUUAGAAAUAUCAGGAAAGUGUAGAAAUCAAGAAAUUCGAGAUUGGUACGGAUGCUCCAAAGGCACUCUGUCAUGGCAUAGCCAUGGAAAUACAUGAUAAUGAAGACAGCCCUGCCAGAUCAAUUGAGCAUCUCGCUUAUUAUGCUCUUCCCAGGACUCAGGGAAAUAUGGCUAAUACAGAGGUCCCAUGCCGCAUAUUACAGCUAUGAAAGCAAAGGGCCGACCCAGAAGUCACUAGUUUCUUCUAUCCCACUUGGCUAACACUCAAAGGACAAGCUGACCCGUGCAGGGCUGGCAGUGCAGAAGCUUCCAGUGCUGGCAAUAACUGGUCCCUCCCUAGGAGGAAGCUCUACUGCAUGCAUCCCGAGUGCGGUGGGAGGACAGUCAGACCUGUGAUAUAGAACUAGCUCAGACUCGCACAUCAGCUUCCCCUCCCUCUGUAUGGCAUUUGAUGGGGAUUUCAGCAGGUCCCCUUAUGCACUGUAUUCCAUGAAGUGAGAAGGCCAGGGAGUUCCAUCAGCUGCUGCUUUUGCUACAAAAGCUCAAGCUUGUUGCAUAUAUAAUAUAUAUAUAUGGGUUUUAAUGGCAGUUAUCCCCACUUUGGGGUUGCUGGGGUAGCAGGUAGCCACUUCACCAUAUCCAGUCCUUUUGUUCUUACUCAAGUGAAGGACAGUGGAAGGGUGGGGAAAAAGGGACCGGAAGAGGCAGAGUCCCAGUGAGUCUUGGGUUGAGGGGUAACCACAAGGAAUCUGCUCCACUCAUAUUGUGCUCCCAGCUCAAUUCUAAUAAAAAGUCGGACUGUUCUUCCUGUGAAGAGUCAGUGGAACAUUCUUUUCGACUGCUACAUCACCCAGGGCUAAAUUUCCAACUGAAUACUUUUAUAUCACAAUUAAUAUUUAAUGGGUGCCUAAAGUUUUUUUUUCCAGCACGAGUGGAAAAUAUUAUUCUAGACUUCGCAUGUGUAGAUGUUGCUGUUAACAUUUCAUGUAUUUAUUUUAACAAAACUGUAAUUUGCAUUAAGAAUGCAUAUUCUUUGAAAUGAAUGUAUUAGUAACCAAAACAUGCAUAACUUUUCCACAGCCUUAUGCAAGGCACUGUACACAAGGAUUGUAAUCUGUGUUUGGAAAUCUAUGUUGUAUGAUAGCUUAAUGUAAAUAAAGAACACAAAAAUAAAUAUAUUGUAAAAUA